CUUUGUUUGUUUCGAAUGAAAACCAACGGAAAGAAAAUAAAAGGAAGGAAGUGGGAGGGAAAAGAUGUAUUUUCCCUUGUUUGUUUGGAAUGAAAUUUUUAAUGGAAAACUAAAAUAGUUUAGAAUUCAGAGUGGGUCCCACUCAAAUUUUUUCACUCCCACUAUGGACGGAAAACAGAAAGGAAAAGAAAACCCAAAAGCAUUAUCUCAUAUUUGCCCUUUCAUAAAAAAAAAAACGGAGAACAAAAAAUAGAAGAGUUCUUCUGCAAAAAUGGCGAUUUUGAGCAUCACAUAGAAGCGUUCAGGUUCUACUUCCACCACAGAAUCAAAGCGUAUUUCUUCUUCAAUCUUGCUGUUACAAUCAACAUUGCACUACAAUUAUUCUCAGUCUAAGUUUACACAAACAGGUUAAGGCCUAAUGGCAAAAAAGAUGGCAUCUCAAGGUGACACAUCAAGCAAAGACAAUUUAAGAUGGACCGAAGAAAUGGAUGCAGCUUUUCUUGAUGCUUUGAUAGAGGAAUGUAGCAAAGGAAACAGAGUUGAUGGUACUUUUACAACAACUGCAUAUGACAACGUCCUUGCAACUCUAAAAGCUUCGUUCGGAAACCAUCUUCGUAAAGAUAAUCUUAAGAAUAGACUGAAGACUUUGAAGGAUCACUUUGGAGUUUGUUAUGAUCUGUUUCAUAACUUAAGUGGAUUUUCAUGGAAUCCAGAUACCAAACUCUUUACCGCUGAACCUGAAGUUUGGGCGGAUUUAAUUAAGGCAAGACCAGAUGCAAAAAAGUGGAUGCGAACUCCCAUUAAACAUUAUGAUAAACUAUAUUUUAUAUACGGUCAAGACAGAGCAACUGGAAAUCUUGCUGGAAGUGCCAAGGAAAGAAACAAAAGUAUGGCCAAGAUGAAGGAGCCAAUUAAUUUGAAUGAUGAUGAAUAUCAGGGGUUUGACUGUGAGUGGAAUGAUUGGCAGCCUACUACUCAUUCAACUAGCUUUGUUGCAGAGGAAAGCCCAAAUUUAGGUAACUCAAACCAAUCUAACGGAACACAAGAGAAUCAUAGAGGUGCUAAGCGUAAAGCACCAAUGAGUGGUUUAUUUGAAGCUGAUAUGGAACGAAUGAGUAAAGGUAUCCAAGGAUUGACAGAUAUGUUGAAGGAUGGGAAUAGUUAUUAUGAUAAAUCACUUGAUAUUGCUACGAAGCAAGCAUUAACUGCUGAAAGGCAAGCGGAAACAGCUGAAAAACAAGUUAUGCUAGCUGAAAGACAAGUUCUGAUAGCUGAAGAACAAAUUCAAGUUGCCAAGAUGCAAGCUCAAGCUGUUGAGAGAGGAAUUACAUUCUUAGAACAAAGUAGGACUCGAGUUUACUCUGAAAAUGAUGUGUACAACGAGUUAAAGAAAUUGGGUGUUGUCAAAGAGAUCUUUUGGAGUUGCUAUCGUUUUCUCUGUAGAGAUGAAAGAGCAAAACGAGAAUUUUUUGGUGUUCCCUUUGAAGAUCGCCAUGGUGCAUUAUACGACUUAAUGAAGGAAGCUGGUGCAAUUUAAGAGGAACGCAAUCAGUAAUGGUAAUAUAUAUUUUGUGCAUGUUUAUGAUUUUAGGAUCUAAUGUUGUAUAAUCAUAGUAAAGCCUCUAUAUUUUGUAAUUAAUAUACUCAUCAAAGUCUUAAAAGAGGUUUACGGUUGGUAUAGGCUUAUGCAUUUUGAAUAUAUAGUUAUAUAUCUUGCUUAUUGACUGAAAUGUAUAUUUAAUCCAUCAGGAAG
Molecule: messenger RNA, 1753 nt
Organism: Arachis duranensis
Lineage: Eukaryota; Viridiplantae; Streptophyta; Magnoliopsida; Fabales; Fabaceae
Exons: 3
Coding region: 419-1537 (372 amino acids)
Source: RefSeq, a predicted model, not a curated record